AUGGAGUCGCAAACCACCUCCGGAAAUCCAACGCCCUCCGACACUCGUCGUUGGUGGUGGUCACGACCAAUAACUACUCUGGAUUUAAGUGAUGAUCAUGACCCCACUAUCAAGGAAUCUGCGAUUUUCAUAGCACCCUUUCUCGCUGCCUUUUCCACCACCUUCACCAUAUACUUGAUCUUGUUAAUUAUCGACAAAGCUCACUCUCGGUGUCACGCCAAAUUCUCCAUCCAAUCCAUCACCGUCUCUCCCUCUUUCUCUUCCUCCACGUGUCACGUCGACUUCCUCGUAAAAAACCCUAACUCGAGAUAUUCUAUCUAUUACGACGUUGGUGAUGCUUCGGUGAGGUUCGGUAAUCUAACCAUCGAUGUUUUUAACAUCAUUCCGAAACGUAACUAUAGAGAUCACACUGCUUUCUCGUUGGACUUCGUUGCUGGAGAGGUAAAUGGAACCGACGUUGUUUCCCAAGAGCUUUACAUCAAACUUAGGGGGAAGCACAAGCGUUAUGUAGCUUCUACUGAAGCUGGACAUUUUGAUGUAAGAUGUCAAAACUUGACCCGAAGCCAUGAAAACAUUGAGAAGAUUAAAUGUUAUUCCUUUUUUACACGUUUGAAGAAGCUUGUUUAUUAA
Eruca vesicaria subsp. sativa (arugula) is the source of this 630-nucleotide messenger RNA. The record is from the annotation of a GenBank genome assembly. Lineage: Eukaryota; Viridiplantae; Streptophyta; Magnoliopsida; Brassicales; Brassicaceae.